This is a messenger RNA of Oryza sativa Japonica Group (Japanese rice), 1163 nucleotides long. RefSeq names its product AP2-like ethylene-responsive transcription factor CRL5. The record is from RefSeq and is a predicted model, not a curated record. NCBI's taxonomy places the organism in Eukaryota, Viridiplantae, Streptophyta, Magnoliopsida, Poales, Poaceae. Gene Ontology annotation, molecular function: DNA-binding transcription factor activity; DNA binding. Gene Ontology annotation, biological process: regulation of DNA-templated transcription.
UCCUCUCCAAGCUCCGUCUUCUAGGGUUUGCGCCGCGACGAGCUCUCGAAGAUUUCGCCGAGGAGAAAUCCAAGAAGAAGAAGAUUCACCUCGCGGCGAUGGCCACCGUGCAACCCGCCGCCUCGGACCCCGCGCCUCCUCCUCCUCCGGAGACGGAGGAGCAGCCGGCCGCGGCGGGGGGCGAGGAGAUCGCGGCGCUCGACGAGCAGCUGGCCGUCGCGGACGGCGGCGGGGAUGAUGGGAAAGCGGCUGCGGCGGCGGAGGGAGGAGGAGGAGGAGGAGGAGGGAAGCUGGUGGCGGAGACCAUGCGCAAGUACGCCGCGCCGCGGUCGUCGCGGUACCACGGCGUCACGAGGUUGAAGUGGAGCGGCAAGUUCGAGGCGCACCUCUGGGACAACAGCAGCCAGGUCGAGGGCCGCAAGCGCAAGGGGAAGCAUGUGUACCUAGGAAGCUAUGUUACUGAAGAGAAUGCUGCAAGGGCACAUGACCUUGCAGCCCUUAAAUAUUGGGGUGCAGGGCCAAACACCAAACUUAACUUCAAUGUUUCUGAUUAUGAGAAAGAAAUCGAGAGGAUGAAGACCAUGUCCCAAGAUGAAUUUGUGGUGUACAUAAGAAGGCAGAGCAGCUGUUUCUCAAGAGGAACUUCAUCAUAUAGGGGUGUAACAAGGCGAAAGGAUGGUAGAUGGCAAGCACGGAUUGGUAGGAUUGGAGAAAGUAGAGACACCAAAGACAUCUAUCUUGGUACCUUUGAAACGGAGAUAGAGGCAGCUGAAGCUUAUGACCUAGCUGCCAUCGAGCUUCGUGGUGCCCAUGCUGUGACCAACUUUGAUAUUAGUAACUACUGUGAAGAUGGUUUGAAAAAAUUAGAAGCCUCAUCAGAGGUUCCAAAGCUACUAGAGGGUCCAUCGAAGGCUGCGAAGCUCGCUGGACGAUAGAUAAAAGAAUACAACUUGUAAAUUGUUUUUUGUUUUAUUUAUUUUCUUUUUAACACCAAGUUGGCCCUUUUUAGUUUUCCCGCGCUUGUAUGUGUUUUUCGAGAUAUUCUUAUCUGCCGUGUUGUCAUGCUGGUGUUUACCAGCUCCAGAGAUAGGACCAUGUGAUGUUGGGGGUGUUCGGUUGAUAUUACUCUUUGGCAUAAUGAUAGCUAGGCUUGUUACCUUCUC